Molecule: messenger RNA, 1021 nt
Organism: Rubroshorea leprosula
Lineage: Eukaryota; Viridiplantae; Streptophyta; Magnoliopsida; Malvales; Dipterocarpaceae
Source: the annotation of a GenBank genome assembly
UUGUUUCGUUCAUCAAUUAUCUUGCAUCGUUCAUCGACUAUCUUGUUUCGUGGUUAAACAAAGUCAAAUUGAAGUUUACUUGGAUAUGGCGUUUUUGUCUUUUGAUAUUGUUAUCGAUAUUCUUGCUAACCUUCCUGUCAAAUCCUUAACGCGAUUCAAAUGUAUAUCUAAACAAUGUAACUUUUUGAUUUCGGAUUCAAGAUUCAUCAAAAUCAUCUUCAGAACAUGAAAUCUAAAGAUGAACACUAGGAUUUCAUUCUCCAGAGAAAGUGGAUGGACCUAGAGUUCCUGGUAUUAAGAAUUCCUAGUGAUCUCAACGACUGUGAGGGGGAUGUACUUCAUGCUGUAGAAACUCAAGCUCCCCAAAAGAUAGAAACUUAUCUUAUCCAGCAGUCAGCAAAGUGUGAUGGUAUGCUAGGCAUUCCUAAGGGGUGCAGUGUUCUAGUUUGGAACCCUUCAACAAAGGUAACUAGGAGAAUUCCGAAGCCUCCAAAACCAGACCGUAUAGAUGGUAUAGGUUUUGGUUAUGAUUGUACCACUGAUGAUUACAAGGUUGUAAACAUCAUGCGUCCUCGUGAAAACAAACCAACAAGGAUCCAAAGUGUGAGAUUGAGGACUGGUUUGUGGAACACUGCUCAAAACCACGGGAUGCCUCCCGAUCAACUCAAGUGGUACCAAGGUCACUCACGAAAUCCUCUUAAUCAAGAGGAGUCCUACAGGGCCAAGAGUUCAAACCCUGGGGAGGCGUCCCCUACGGGGAACAUAUACGCAAUAGGCCCAAGGCUUCCAAGCCCAACCCUUAACAAAAAGGCCUACCUUUUUGCCAGGGUACCUCGUGGGGCCGUUCCUGAGCUUAACGUAUCAUUUGUUUUUCCUUCUGUAGGAGGGGCCUUCCCAAGGUUUGAACUCGCGACCUCCCUUAAGAGACCUUGAACGAGCACACUAGUACCACUUGAGCUUCGCGAGUUCAAACCCUGAGGAGGCAUCCCCUACGGGGAACAAAUACACAAUAAGCCUAAGG